Fusarium falciforme is the source of this 3180-nucleotide messenger RNA. RefSeq lists its product as hypothetical. NCBI's taxonomy places the organism in Eukaryota, Fungi, Ascomycota, Sordariomycetes, Hypocreales, Nectriaceae. The record is from RefSeq and is a predicted model, not a curated record. The transcript is spliced from 4 exons. The coding region runs from base 1 to 3180 and encodes 1059 amino acids. Gene Ontology annotation, molecular function: RNA nuclease activity; protein binding; RNA binding. Gene Ontology annotation, biological process: RNA processing.
AUGGACGAUACCAAUUCGACUCUAGCCGACGACGUGGAAGUCAUCAACAUUACAUCGGAACAGGUAACGGAAUGCAGCGACCGGUGCCAACAUAAUGACGAGCUAUAUCAAGCAUGGACAGUAGUCGGCGUGGCUGAACCGCAAGAUACUGCAAGCAACGACGAGAACAGUCUUGUCGAGAUCUCGAGCGUUUCAAGCCCUCUCCACGUUCAGUUCAGUGAUCUUGAGGUCACUGAUAUCCCACCGCCCCGGAUCCCCUGGCCGUCGAGCCUGCCUUGGUUCCAAUUUCAAGAUCGUUACUUCAACAACAUCGCAUUGCGAGCCAUGCUCUCCAAGGAGUUGAACCUCGGACCUAAUGCCACCAGCAGGGAGACGAUGUCGAGGAUGAGGCUGGCCAUCAUCUCACCGAAGUACUCGCUCACAACAAAGGCCGGCUUUAACCGUGCAGUGUGCAAGGCCAAUAGUAUUAUGCCAGAGCAGUUUAAUGGACAAAAUGCCGAUCGAAUCAAAGCACUGAUCAGUGCCGAUCCGCUCGAGGCAAAGAUGCAGGAGUUUCAACUCUUCGCAUACCAGCUCUCCAAUGGUCUCGUUGAAGAUGAGGAUGACGAGUUCGUUGAAGAGAAUGGCAAGUAUACCAAGAUCAUUGAGAUAUUCCGAGAUAUAGGCCUGCCACAAGCUGUGUGGAAAGACUUGUUCUCCAAGAGCCGCGAUCAACCGACUGGUAGGGCGUUCAUCGAGGCACUCUUUGAAGCUGCCGUCAACACCCAGACACUUGACAUCUGCGAGACACUCCUUGAGGCGGGGGCGGACCCAGACAAUAUCAUCAAUACAUGGUCAAUGGGGUGUCUCGCGCGGCCGCUUCAGCUCAGCAUGGAUUGUCGCGUAGGGGACGUGGAUCUCGCACGUCUUCUGAUCCGGUUUGGGGCGGGCGUUGGCCUUGUCACAGAGGAAGACUCAGAAACACCCUUGUUCAAGGCAUGCAAAGAGUCCACAGCCGAAGCCGUGCAAGUAUUGGUCGAAGCUGGGGCGGACAUGAUGCGGAUGGAUUGGAACGAUAACUUGUUGACACCCGACUCGGCUCUUACAAACGCAGUGGAUGCGGACUGGAGGAUGGCCCAUAUACGAGACGAAGAGGACGAGGACGACUUAGCGAGCUCCGAGAGAGAUCGACCCGGCUUGAAGACUCUCAGAUACCUUCUGACCCUGUAUGACCAAGGACGGCAUCAUGACCUCAUCCAAGACGCCUUCAUCAGAGCCGCCUCUGAAGACCGAAGGGACAUGCUCAUGGACCUAGUAGAGGCCGGUGCGUGCAUCGACGAGAGAUCACCUGAUGGGCACACGGCUCUCAUUGCCGCUACAUGGCGUAGCUACCAAGGCAGCAGCUCGCGGAUGAUCAAGAUGCUACUGGAUCUUGGCGCCGAAGUCGACCUCGCCAUGCCGGACUCGAACAUCACGGCCUUGCACAUUGCUGCAGCCGAGGGCGACGAGAAGGUAACAAAAGUUCUCAUUGCUUACGGAGCAGAUAUCAACGCCAUUGCGGUCAAUACAGGAGGCGCAGACCGACGCCUUCUCGGCUCACAUUUUGAAGCAUCCGGGGCUAGUGCGGACGCAUUAUGCGAGAUGAAUGCCUGCCAGACGCCGCUACAGUUUGCGUUGUUUAGGAACAAGGCCAAGGAAUCGCGUUAUACUACGCCAAAACACGGAGGUGCAGCCCUGGCUUUGAUCGGUGCUGGGGCCGCUCUCAAGUGUGGCGACGUUACAAGGGCUUGCUGCUUCGAUAACAUUGAUCUGCUCCGCGAGCUAUUGUCCCGCGGCGCCGAUGUGGACGAGUUGGACUUGGCUGGGCGGUCCGCGUUACAGGCUUGUCUCGAAUUUGGGAACGUCAAUCUAGUUGGCUGCCUGCUCGAGGCGGGGGCAAGUCUGCGCGGGUGUAGGUUGCAUUCCGUCAUGAAGAGCGGUCGGCGUGAUGUUGUUGAGAUGCUCAUCAGACAUGGAGGCGGUGCGGUCGUUGGGAAUGAUGCCGAGUGCUCACUUCUUGAGGCCGCUGCUUCGAGCCAAAACUGGGACCUAAUGGUAUGGCUGAUGGAAACUCACCAUGUUCCAUACGAUCAAGGUGCGCUAUGCGCUGCUAUUUGCUCCGGCAUUGGUAGCAACAGAGGGAACGGUGGCUACCUCGAUAUGCUCCUACAAAGAAGGCCUGACGACAUGGUAGGAGGAGAUAUGGAGGCCACAGCCUUGGGAUAUGCCACUUUCCACCGCCAGAGGUGGGUUCUUGAACGUCUCCUCAAGCUCAGGAUCAGCGGGUAUUGUACCAUCCCCGUUAAAACCGACGGAGACUGGCUUCAUCUGGUAAAAGGGCACCCUCGGAUUAUGUCCUGGGCAUAUGAGAAGCAGUUCUGGCGCGAUCCAGAGAUGGCUCGGUGCUCCGUUCUCGUACCUGCCAUCCACGGCGGUGACUGGAAAGCUGCACAACAACUGCUGGAAGCCGGCUUCAAACCGGACAGGCUAUGUCUAAUCGUGGCCAUCCGCAGACAGCCAGUUGGGGCCAUCGUUGAUCUGACGAAUCGGCUAUCACGGGUUGACAGGUUCGAGCGCGCCAGAAGCGACCUCGACACGCCUCUUCAAGCCGCUGUUCGACACAGAAGACUCGACAUCGCGAGAUUUCUACUAUUCCUCGGCGCUGAUGCCAACGCUCCAGCGUCGGAGGGACCAGUUGCCGACAAUGACUGGUCGGACCCAAUCUUUCCACGUACCGCCCUUCAAGCCGCUGUCGAGAAUGCUGACGACAAAAUGGUGGACCUACUCCUCAAAGUGGGCGCAAACAUUAACACACCGCCAGGGAAGGACUCUGGUGCCACGGCGCUGCAGAUUGCGGCUGGAAAGGGGCACAUGGAUAUGGUCAAGAGGUUGCUAGCUCUGGGAGCAGACGUUAAUGCACAAGGAGCGGUUUGGGAUGGCAGGACGGCGUUGGAAGCUGCUGCUGAAGGAGGGAGAUUGGACAUGGUGCAGUUUUUGCUAGAGGCGGGAGCAGGGGUUCGCAGUUGCGAGGGCCGCUGGAGGGGAUAUGAGGGGGCUAUUGAGUUGGCUGAGGAGAAGGGACAUGAUGCAGUUGCACAGGUACUGAAACAGUGGAAGGAGGGGAAGAUGAUGGAUGAAAAUCAGGGUAGAGGGUCUAAUUAA